Molecule: messenger RNA, 1760 nt
Organism: Glycine soja
Lineage: Eukaryota; Viridiplantae; Streptophyta; Magnoliopsida; Fabales; Fabaceae
Product: pentatricopeptide repeat-containing protein At4g22760-like
Exons: 1
Coding region: 994-1734 (246 amino acids)
Biological process (GO): RNA modification
Molecular function (GO): protein binding; RNA binding
Source: RefSeq, a predicted model, not a curated record
AUGGCAGCUACAAAAUUGAUAACAUUGAUGAAAAAAUGUUCAACAGUGAAGCAGGCAAAGCAAAUCCAUUCCCACAUAUUGAUAAAUGGUUUUACCUUUCUUCAACCCCUUUUAAUGCAUCACAUUCUUCUUUGGGAUGUCACUAACCACAGAACUAUGGCAAACUAUGCCUUCUUAAUGCUUCACCAUUUGCACAUUCCAGAUUCCUUCUCGUGGGGUUGUGUGAUUCGAUUCUUCUCUCAAAAGGGUCUAUUCACUGAAGCUGUUUUUCUCUAUGUUCAAAUGCACAGGAUGAGCUUGUGUCCUAGUUCACCUGCUGUAUCCUCUGCACUCAAGUCACGUGCUAGGAUUCAGGACAUGUUGGUUGGCGUAUCAAUUCAUGGGCAAGUCCGUGUGUUUGGAUUUAACACUUGUGUGUAUGUACAAACUGCCCUUCUUGAUUUGUACUCGAAAAUCGGUGACAUGGGGACUGCUCGAAAGCUGUUCAAUGAAAUGGCUAAGAAAAGUGUGGUUUCAUGGAAUUCUUUAUUGUCUGGAUAUGUAAAAGCCGGUAACUUGGAUAAGGCUCAAGAUUUGUUCGAUGAGAUUCCCAGGAAGGAUGUCAUAUCUUGGAACUCUACGAUAUCUGGAUAAGCCAAAGCAGGAAACAUGGAUCAGGCGUGUACUUUGUUUCGACGAAUGCCUGAGAGGAACCUGACCUCCUGGAAUGCAAUGAUCGCUGGUUUCAUAGAUUGUGGAAGCUUAGUGUCAGCAAGGGAAUUUUUUUAUGCAAUGCCGAGGAGAAACUGUGUCUCUUGGAUAACAAUGAUUGCUGGCUAUUCAAAGGGAGGGGAUGUUGACUCUGCUCGUAUGCUCUUUGACCAGAUGGAUCGCAAAGAUUUGCUCUCAUAUAAUGCUAUGAUAGCCUGUUAUGCUCAAAAUAGCAAACCCAAGGAAGCCCUUCAUCUAUUUAAUGAUAUGCUUUAACAUGAUACAUAUGUACAUCCAGAUAAGAUGACUUUGGCUAGUGUUAUAUCAGCAUGUUCACAAUUGGGGGAUCUGGAACAUUGGUGCUGGAUUGAGUCGCAUAUCAAUGACUUUGGAAUUGUAUUGGAUGAUCAUUUGGCUACUGCUUUAAUUGACUUGUAUGCAAAGUGUGGAAGCAUUGACAAGGCAUAUGAGCUAUUAUUCCCUAGCAUGAGAAAGAGGGAUUCGGUUGCAUAUUCUGCAAUGAUAUAUGGAUGUGGAAUAAAUGGAAAGGCAUCUGAUGCAAUCAAGUUAUUUGAACAGAUGCUUGCAGAAUGUAUUGGUCCUAAUUUAGUCACCUACACUGGACUCCUAACUGCUUAUAAUCAUGCUGGAUUGCUUGAAAAAGGUUACCAGUGCUUUAACUCCAUGAAGGACUACGAGCUUGUGCCUUCAAUUGAUCAUUAUGGCAUCAUGGUUGAUCUCUUGGGAAGGGCGGGAUAUCUGGAUGAAGCAUACAAGCUUAUAAUAAAUAUGCCAAAGCACCAAAAUGCUGGUGUUUGGGGAGCUCUGCUUCUUGCCUGCAGAUUACACAAUAAUGUGGAGCUUGGGGAAAUAGCUGUCCAGCAUUGCAUUAAGCUGGGGAGUGAUACAACUGGGAAUUGUUCUCUUCUUUCUGGCAUAUAUGCUACUGUUGAAAAAUGGGAUGAUGCCAAGAAGUUGAGAAUGGGUAUGGAAGGAAAGGAAAUCACUGGAUGUAGUUGGACAAGUAACUUAGCUACUCCAUGAUUGGGAAAAUAAGGAGCACACAACAU